This is a messenger RNA of Galleria mellonella (greater wax moth), 871 nucleotides long. It is a transcript of the gene l(3)neo43, whose product is annotated as cytochrome c oxidase assembly protein COX16 homolog, mitochondrial. Gene Ontology annotation, biological process: mitochondrial respiratory chain complex IV assembly. Lineage: Eukaryota; Metazoa; Arthropoda; Insecta; Lepidoptera; Pyralidae. The record is from RefSeq and is a predicted model, not a curated record. The coding region runs from base 24 to 356 and encodes 110 amino acids. Gene Ontology annotation, cellular component: mitochondrial inner membrane. The transcript has 2 exons.
ACAUUUUGUAAAAUUAUUAUAUUAUGUCAGCUAAAGAGAGCAAAAUAUAUACAUUUAUAGAAUCGUUACGGAAUUCAGUAACAGAUUUAAGAAAGAAAAAGUCUUUUAAAUAUGGUCUUCCUUUUCUACUAUUUGUUUUAGGAGGUUCAUUCGGUUUAAGGGAAUGGACUCAAAUCAGGUAUCAAUUCUCACAAGUAAAAGGUGUUAGUAAACAAGAAGCUGAAAAAAUGGGACUUCAUAGAGAUAAAAAUGUAACCUUGGAAGAUACAUAUGAUGAAAUACAGAAAUUGGAUAUAGAUAACUGGGAAAAUAAGCGUGGCCCUAGACCUUGGGAAGCUAAUAACCAAAAAACAUAAAAAAAAACAAUAAAAUUAGAAAUAAUUAUUUCUAGUAGUUACUUUACAAAUAUAUAAUUAAUGUUGAAGAUCAAAUUACUUAUAGAAAGAGUUACUAUUUCCUUAUUCUUAAGCAGAAAUUUCUUUCUUUCACAAUGCUAAGACCUUACUUGGAAAAAAGUAUGAUAAUUUAUGAAAACUAAUACAUUUGAUUAUACAGUUUGGUGUACUGUUUUUUUUUUUUUUUGUGUAGCUAUUAUUAUCAUCUAAAAUUUACCAUUAAAAUAUACACUAUGGUAUUUCUGAAAACUAUUUAUUGAUAGCAAAUCCCUUUAAAUUUAAAUGUAUUAAAAAUGCCAUCUGUAGUGUGAAAUUAACUAGAGGCUCAUUUGAGUUAUACACCAAAUUUUUACAUGCAAAGAGCUUGCACUUGUAUUAUAUUUUGAGAGAUAUUUGACAAUUAUCUCUGGUAGUUGUGAUAAUUUAUUAGAUUAGUAAGAACUCAUUUUGUAAUAUAAUAAAAGUAUAAAAGUUCA